GCAGGCGAAUGGUCUGGCCCGUCGGUAGCCGCCACCCGCUUGGGCAGCGACAGCUGUUCCAGGCGCUCCGUGUCGAGCACCGGAGUCCCGAGCCGUGGCUGCCACUGGUGGGCGGGCGGAGGAGAGCACCGGACCACCAGCGCAGGCUGCCGAGUCCGGGCGGCCGCCUGCGUGGAAGCCGCGAGACGCGGGAACAGCUGGGGGACCCCCCGCAGCGGGGACGCGAGGACCCGGGCUGGGCUUUCCUCACCCUGGUACCUUGUUAUCCCAUAACUUUGGUAUCCUGAAAUCUGAGGAUUCUACCAAGAUAAUAUGAUAAGAACUUUCAGUGAUUUGGGGCCAUAUCCCACUUAGACUAAUGUGGAAUUUCCAGAUUUCCUGAGAGCUUGGUACAGCAGCACGCACUGCUUGCUAAUCAGCACAGGCAAUAAUGCCAUCUCUGCCUCAAGAAGGAGUUAUUCAGGGACCCUGUCCCCUGGAUUUGAAUACAGAAUUACCUUAUCAAAGCACAAUGAAAAGGAAAGUCAGAAAGAAGAAAAAGAAGGGAACCAUUACAGCAAAUGUUGCCGGGACAAAGUUUGAAAUUGUUCGUUUAGUAAUAGAUGAAAUGGGAUUUAUGAAAACUCCAGAUGAGGAUGAAACAAGUAAUCUUAUAUGGUGUGAUUCUGCUGUUCAGCAGGAGAAAAUAUCAGAGCUGCAAAAUUAUCAGAGGAUCAACCAUUUUCCAGGAAUGGGGGAGAUCUGUAGAAAGGAUUUCUUAGCAAGAAAUAUGACCAAAAUGAUCAAGUCUCGGCCUCUGGAUUAUACCUUCGUUCCUCGAACAUGGAUCUUCCCUGCUGAAUAUACUCAAUUCCAAAAUUAUGUGAAAGAAUUGAAGAAAAAACGGAAGCAGAAAACUUUUAUAGUGAAACCAGCUAAUGGUGCAAUGGGUCAUGGGAUUUCUUUGAUAAGAAAUGGUGACAAACUUCCAUCUCAGGAUCAUUUGAUUGUUCAAGAAUACAUUGAAAAGCCUUUCCUAAUGGAAGGUUACAAGUUUGACUUACGAAUUUAUAUUCUGGUUACAUCGUGUGAUCCACUAAAAAUAUUUCUCUAUCAUGAUGGACUUGUGCGAAUGGGUACAGAGAAGUACAUUCCACCUAAUGAGUCCAAUUUGACCCAGUUAUACAUGCAUCUGACAAACUACUCGGUGAACAAGCAUAAUGAACGUUUCGAACGGGAUGAAACUGAGAACAAAGGCAGCAAACGUUCCAUCAAAUGGUUUACAGAAUUCCUUCAAGCAAAUCAACAUGAUGUUGCUAAGUUUUGGAGUGAUAUUUCAGAAUUGGUGGUAAAAACCCUGAUUGUAGCAGAACCUCAUGUCCUGCAUGCGUAUCGAAUGUGUAGACCUGGUCAACCUCCAGGAAGCGAAAGUGUCUGCUUUGAAGUCCUGGGAUUUGAUAUUUUAUUGGAUAGAAAACUAAAGCCAUGGCUUCUGGAGAUUAACCGAGCCCCAAGCUUUGGAACUGAUCAGAAAAUAGACUAUGAUGUAAAAAGGGGAGUGCUGCUAAAUGCAUUGAAGCUACUAAACAUAAGGACCAGUGACAAAAGAAGAAACUUGGCCAAACAAAAAGCUGAGGCUCAAAGGAGGCUCUAUGGUCAAAAUUCAAUUAAAAGGCUCUUACCAGGCUCCUCAGACUGGGAACAGCAGAGACACCAGUUGGAGAGGCGGAAAGAAGAGUUGAAAGAGAGACUCGCUCAAGUACGAAAGCAGAUCUCACGAGAAGAACAUGAAAAUCGACAUAUGGGAAAUUAUAGACGAAUUUAUCCUCCUGAAGAUAAAGCACUACUUGAAAAGUAUGAAAAUUUGUUAGCUGUUGCCUUUCAGACCUUCCUUUCAGGAAGAGCAGCUUCAUUCCAGCGAGAGUUGAAUAAUCCUUUGAAAAGGAUGAAGGAGGAAGAUAUUUUGGAUCUUCUGGAACAAUGUGAAAUUGAUGAUGAAAAGUUGAUGGGAAAAACUACCAAGACUCGAGGACCAAAGCCUCUGUGUUCUAUGCCUGAGAGUACUGAGAUAAUGAAAAGACCGAAGUACUACAGCAGUGACAGCAGUUAUGAUAGUAGCAGCAGCUCUUCAGAAUCUGAUGAAAAUGAAAAAGAAGAGUACCAAAAUAAGAAAAGAGAAAAGCAAGUUACAUAUAAUCUUAAACCCUCCAACCACUACAAAUUUAUUCAACAACCCAGCUCCAUAAGGCGUUCAGUCAGCUGCCCUCGGUCCAUCUCUGCUCAGUCGCCUUCCAGUGGGGACACCCGUCCGUUUUCUGCUCAACAAGUGAUAUCUGUGUCACGGCCAACUUCUGCGUCUCGGUCACAUUCCUUAAACCGUGCCUCCUCCUACAUGAGGCAUCUGCCUCACAGUAAUGAUGCCUGCUCUACAAACUCUCAAGUGAGUGAGUCUUUGCGGCAACUGAAAACAAAAGAACAAGAAGAUGAUCUAACAAGUCAGACCUUAUUUGUUCUCAAGGACAUGAAGAUCCGGUUUCCAGGAAAGUCAGAUGCAGAAUCAGAACUUCUGAUAGAAGAUAUCAUCGAUAACUGGAAGUAUCAUAAAACCAAAGUGGCUUCAUAUUGGCUCAUAAAAUUGGACUCUGUAAAACAACGAAAAGUUUUGGACAUAGUGAAAACAAGCAUUCGUACGGUUCUUCCACGCAUCUGGAAGGUGCCUGAUGUCGAAGAAGUAAAUUUAUAUCGGAUUUUCAACCGGGUUUUUAAUCGCUUACUCUGGAGUCAUGGCCAAGGGCUGUGGAACUGUUUCUGUGAUUCAGGAUCCUCUUGGGAGAGUAUUUUCAAUAAAAGCCCAGAGGUGGUGACUCCUUUGCAGCUCCAGUGUUGCCAGCGCCUGGUGGAGCUUUGUAAACAGUGCCUGCUAGUGGUUUACAAAUAUGCAGCUGACAAAAGAGGAUCGCUUUCAGGCAUUGGUCCUGACUGGGGUAAUUCCAGGUAUUUACUACCAGGGAGUACCCAAUUCUUCUUGAGAACACCAACCUACAACUUGAAGUACAAUUCACCUGGAAUGACUCGCUCCAAUGUUUUGUUUACAUCCAGAUAUGGCCAUUUGUGAAACAGAAAGGAAGAUCGCCAUUGGUUAUACAUAACAGCAAUUCAUUUUUUCCCCUGAAGUUGAACAUGCAAAGAACAUGACCAUUAAGUGCUGUUUUAUGUAUAUAAGACAUAUAUAUGUGUGAAAAUAUAUGCACAUAUGCACCCAAAUAACAUAUAUUUAUUAUAUUAAAUAAUAUAUGAAAUAAGAAUUAGCAGAAAAUGGAAUAUAAGACUUAACCUUUCUGGAAAUGUAAUAAACCAUGUUAAAAUUGUUUACACAAGUACGUGAAUGUCUAGAACUUGCUAGGUUUAUAAUUAAUUCCUUCCUACUAGAAAUGUUAUUUUUGCUGCAGAGUAUAUAAAACAAAUUGAUCUUGAGGAUCCAA
Mandrillus leucophaeus (drill) is the source of this 3461-nucleotide messenger RNA. RefSeq names its product tubulin tyrosine ligase-like family member 7 (gene TTLL7). Gene Ontology annotation, molecular function: tubulin binding; tubulin-glutamic acid ligase activity. Bases 431 to 3094 code for a protein of 887 amino acids. The record is from RefSeq and is a predicted model, not a curated record. NCBI's taxonomy places the organism in Eukaryota, Metazoa, Chordata, Mammalia, Primates, Cercopithecidae. Gene Ontology annotation, biological process: microtubule cytoskeleton organization; protein polyglutamylation. The transcript has 21 exons. Gene Ontology annotation, cellular component: cilium.